CCAACUUUAUCAUUUUUCCUCUGCAUCGCCCAACCCUCUCAACACCCAGAGCCAAAGGGAAAAGAAAUAGGCAAACAACAAUCUAAUACCCAUGGCUAUGUCAGCUGCCACCUCCCAAUCUUUCCUCCUCAACAACCCCACCACCCACCAGAACCACCCAUCCCUCAAAUCCACCACCCACCUCGCCACCUUCUCCACCACCCAUUUCCACCCUACCACCACCCUCACCUCUACAUACAAAUCUGUAUCUAUAACCUGCUCAGCCGCCAGCUCAACCACAACCACCCCCCUCCAAACAGCUUCAUCCUCCACCUCCUCAGAUCGGGUCUUCAACUUUGCUGCGGGCCCCGCUACCCUCCCUGAAAACGUCCUCCAAAAAGCCCAAGCCGACCUCGUCAACUGGCGCGGCUGUGGCAUGUCCGUCAUGGAAAUGAGCCACCGUGGCAAAGAAUUCCUCUCCAUUAUUCAAAAAGCCGAAUCAGAUCUCAAAACCCUCCUUAAUAUCCCCGAAAACUACGCCGUUCUCUUUCUCCAAGGCGGCGCCACCACCCAAUUCGCGGCCCUUCCCCUCAACCUCUGCUCACCGGACGACGCCGUGGAUUACGUCGUCACCGGUUCGUGGGGUGACAAGGCAUACAAAGAGGCAGUUAAAUACUGCAAGCCUAACGUCAUUUGGAGUGGCAAAUCUGAAAAAUACACCAAGAUCCCGACUUUCGAUUCUUUACAACAAACCCCAGACGCCAAGUAUUUGCAUAUAUGCGCCAAUGAAACUAUUCACGGAGUUGAAUUCAAGGAUUAUCCUAAACCCAGUAAUGAAAAGACCAUCCUUGUUGCUGACAUGUCAUCCAAUUUCUGCUCAAAGCCAGUUGAUGUUAGCAAAUUUGGUGUUAUUUACGCUGGUGCCCAGAAGAAUGUUGGUCCAUCUGGGGUUACAAUUGUUAUAAUAAGGAAAGAUUUGAUUGGAAAUGCACAGGAAAGUACACCUGUGAUGUUGGAUUACAAGAUCCAUGCUGAGAACAAUUCAUUGUAUAAUACACCCCCUUGUUAUGGGAUUUACAUGUGUGGGCUUGUAUUUGAAGAUCUGUUGGCACAAGGUGGAUUGGUGGAAGUUGAGAAGAAGAAUAAGAAAAAGGCUGAGAUUUUAUACAAUGCUAUUGAUUCAAGCAAUGGGUUUUUUAGGUGUCCAGUUGAGAAAUCAGUGAGGUCAUUGAUGAAUGUGCCAUUUACAUUGGCUAAACCAGAAUUGGAGGCUGAGUUUGUGAAGGCAGCAGCUGUUGAGAAGAUGGUGCAGCUGAAAGGGCAUAGGUCUGUUGGAGGAAUGAGAGCUUCAAUAUACAAUGCUAUGCCUUUGGCUGGUGUUGAAAAGUUGGUUGCUUUCAUGAAGGAUUUCCAAGCUAAGCAUGCUUGAUUAGUAUUUUGUUGUGUUAUAUUUUUCUUUUUAUGCUUUCAUUAUUUUCUUUUGGUGUCUUUAUGUUCUGUUGGUUUAUUUGGGUUUAAGAGGCAAAAUGCAGCAACGUGAAUGAUACUUAAGCAUAUCUCGGUCCUAUUGAUUCUUGUGUACUUCUAGGAGUUCCUUAGAAAUAUGAAAACUAUUAUUAGUACUAGAAGCUUAAUGAAAAAAAGAUUAUCUUUUGCUUUGUUUCUUUCA
Molecule: messenger RNA, 1648 nt
Organism: Nicotiana tabacum (common tobacco)
Lineage: Eukaryota; Viridiplantae; Streptophyta; Magnoliopsida; Solanales; Solanaceae
Product: phosphoserine aminotransferase 2, chloroplastic
Biological process (GO): L-serine biosynthetic process
Cellular component (GO): chloroplast stroma; cytoplasm
Molecular function (GO): O-phospho-L-serine:2-oxoglutarate transaminase activity; pyridoxal phosphate binding
Source: RefSeq, a predicted model, not a curated record